Molecule: messenger RNA, 1062 nt
Organism: Hirsutella rhossiliensis
Lineage: Eukaryota; Fungi; Ascomycota; Sordariomycetes; Hypocreales; Ophiocordycipitaceae
Product: nitronate monooxygenase domain-containing protein
Exons: 1
Coding region: 1-1062 (353 amino acids)
Molecular function (GO): nitronate monooxygenase activity
Source: RefSeq, a predicted model, not a curated record
AUGGCUCCAUCCACCCCCAUCACAACGCCCUUUACCACGCUCCUGGGCAUCCAGCACCCGGUCGUGCUGGCCGGCAUGGCGCGCGUGUCGGGCGGCGAGCUCGCGGCAGCCGUGUCCAACGCGGGCGGGCUCGGCGUCAUCGGCGGCUUCCAGUACACGCCCGACCAGCUGCGCGAAAUCAUCGCCGAGAUGAAGGCCAAGCUGGCGCGGCCCGACCUGCCCUUUGGCAUCGACCUCGCGCUGCCCCAGAUUGGCGGCGGCGCGCGCAAGACCAACCACGACUACACGGGCGGCAGGCUCGAGGAGCUCAUUGACAUCACCGUCGAGAGCGGCGCCCGGCUGUUUGUCAGCGCCAUCGGCGUGCCGCCCAAGCACAUCAUCGACAAGCUGCACCGGCACGGCAUCCUCGUCAUGAACAUGGUGGGCCACCCCAAGCACGCCGUCAAGGCGCUGGACCUGGGCGUCGACAUGGUGUGCGCGCAGGGCACCGAGGGCGGCGGGCACACGGGCGACGUGGCCAACUCGGUGCUCAUCCCCGCCGUCGUCGAGGUGGCGCGGCGCUACAGGCCGGCCAUGCUCGGGGGCUCGUCGCCGGCGCUCGUCGUGGCGGCGGGCGGCAUCUGCGACGGGCGCGGCCUGGCCAGCUCGCUGAUGCAGGGGGCGACGGCCGUGUGGGUGGGCACGCGCUUCGUGGCGGCGGCCGAGGCCAACUGCAGCGCCGAGCACAAGCAGGCCGUCGUCGACUGCGACUAUGACGGCACCGAGCGCACGCUGGUGAUUUCCGGGCGGCCCAUCCGCAUGAAGCCCAACGACUACAUCCGGCGCUGGCACGCGCGGCCGCAGGAGAUCCAGGCGCUGUGCGACCGCGGCGUGGUGCCCAUAGAGCACGAUUUCGAGGAGGGUGUCGACGACAUCGACAUCCCGCACCUCAUGGGCCAGGUGGCGGGCUCGAUUGGGCGCGUCCAGCCGGCGAGGGAGAUUGUCGACGACAUGGUGGCCGGGGCCGUCGAGAUGCUGGAGCUGGGGGGGACGUAUCUGGCGAGCGGCAAGAGCAAGCUGUGA